AUGUCGCGCUCGAGCAACAACCGCAAGCAGCCGCUCGACUACGGCACCGCGGCCGCCAUCCGAGACCUGUGCGUGCACCAGGCGUGGCACGCGGUCAACCUGGCCAGCGGCGUGCCCUCCGACGCCAGGUGCGACGCCGAGGCGAUGAACGAGUCAAUCGAGCGGCUCGAGCACCUAUCCACGCGGGCAAUCGAGCACGCCAAGGAGCUGGCGAGCUCGUGCGCCUGGCACGCCGCGCUGCAGCGCAUGGAGGAGGGCUACCUCGGCAGCGGCCGGGUUCCGGCCGCCUCGCCCUUCUCUUCGUCCGACGCGGCGGCCGAGGCGAUCGAGCCGCUCAAGGUGGUGCACCGCACGCUGGCGCCCUCCAAUGGGGACCUGUACGAGCUCGCCAGCGGCGCCGCGUGGUACGCCGCUAACGAGCGCUCUGGGCUCGAGGACGAGUCUGCUGCGAGCCUGGUCAGCAUGUGCCGUGCGUUUGAGCGGCUCUACCGGCUGCAGCGCCGCCCGUGGCGCGGCGUCAACCUCGGCGGGUGGCUGCUGCUCGAGCGGGGCCCGUCGGCACCCUUCUACGAGGCGAACGGCAUCGUCGGCGACGACGGAGAGUGGGACGCCACCGAGGCGCUAAGCCGAGACGGCGGCUCCGGCGCCGUCACCGCUCUCGCCUACCACCGGCAGAGGCACUUUCGGGAGGGCGAUUUGGCCGAGAUUGCGCGGCGCGGCUUCAACUCUGUCCGGCUCCCCUUCGGCUACUGGAUCGUGACCGGACCGACGCACGGAGACCCGUACGUCGGCCCCUCGAUCGAGCUCAUCGACGCCGCCGUCGAGUGGGCCGCCCGGCACGGGCUGCAGGUCCUUCUCGACUUGCACGGCAACCCGGGCGGAGAGACGGAGGAGAAGGUCUGCGGCCGAGCGAAGCCGGACUGGAGCUGGGAGGACUGGAGGCGCGACGAGGCGCUCGAGGUGAUCGCGCUCCUUGCCGAUCGGUACAAGGAGUACGACCAUGUGACCGGGCUGCAGGUUUGCAACGAGCCGUCGCGCAGCUGCCCGCCCUCGGAGCUGCUCGCCCACUACAUCGAGGCGGUGGCGACGGUACGCGAGGCGGGCAUGCCGCCCGAGCGGGUGUCGGUUGUCUGCCCGUGCUACUUCCUCGAAGAGGACCGGCGCGACUUUCUCAAGGAGUGGCGCGAGGCGUGCGCGGCCGGCGAGCUCGACGGUGCGGUGCUCGACAUGCACCCGUACUUCUUCACUCCGUGGUCGAACGAGGUGACGAGAGGGCUCGUCUCGGACCAGGCGCGGGAGGAGGCAGAGUCGUGGGACUUGCUGCCCGCGUGCGUGGUCGGCGAGUUCUCUGCCGCGUUCCACACCUACCAGGGAGAGCCGUGCUGCGACCGCUCCGCCGAGGGGCGACAGUUGCUCAACGACUUUCUGCGCGUGCAGCAGGACGCGUACUCGCAGCAUGCGACACACGGCCACUUUUACUGGACGUGGUCGGAUGGGGCGGUGGGAUGUGGGCGCGCCCCCGUGCUCCGGGUUGCGCUUGGGGCAAGUCUGGAAGUGCUCUAUGGCUUGCUCUCCAGUCGUGACCGGCGUGCCGAGUGGAUCGGCAGGGUCGGGGUGGGACCUGGCGCCGUGGAGCGUUGGAUCGGCGGCAGCCAGUCGCCUGCCUCCGAUCCCGCGCUCCUGCGGCCACCGCCGCGGCGCGAGUCUGACGCGUGGCAGGGGCCUGCCGUGGAAGCCUUGCCUUGGGGUUGA
Messenger RNA from Emiliania huxleyi CCMP1516, 1752 nucleotides. RefSeq names its product putative cellulase. Gene Ontology annotation, biological process: glucan catabolic process. The transcript has 2 exons. Lineage: Eukaryota; Haptophyta; Isochrysidales; Noelaerhabdaceae. Gene Ontology annotation, molecular function: beta-glucosidase activity. The record is from RefSeq and is a predicted model, not a curated record. Bases 1 to 1752 code for a protein of 583 amino acids. Gene Ontology annotation, cellular component: extracellular region; cell surface.